Molecule: messenger RNA, 1026 nt
Organism: Alternaria atra
Lineage: Eukaryota; Fungi; Ascomycota; Dothideomycetes; Pleosporales; Pleosporaceae
Exons: 3
Coding region: 1-1026 (341 amino acids)
Source: RefSeq, a predicted model, not a curated record
AUGGCUCCUCCUGCCCCCACCCACGACUACUACGUCACCUUAGAGGUGCUACCAACCGCGCUUCGUGAUGAGAUCAAGGCGUCGUAUCGCCGUCUCGCACGAUUGCAUCAUCCAGAUAAGAACAUCGGAUGUCGAUACGCAACCGCGAAGACCCAGCUCACACAGAUCAAUGCAGCAUGGGAAGUCCUUGGAGACGCAGACAAGCGAGGCGAAUACGAUCGAAGUCGACCACAGCUAAAGGCGCCAUCAUUCGGCAGUCGACCUAGCCCUCAGCCUACGUCCACCCCACAGUCAAACUAUCAACCACCCCCGCGUCCCGACACAACAGCUCAAGAUGAAGCUCGUGCGCAAGCAGAAAGCGACAGAAAGCGACGAGACUGGUUAGACUUCGAGAGAUCCCACGAAGAACAAAUCCGACGAUCUCAGAAUAUCAUCAAACCCCUCGAAGCCGAAGUCGACCGUCUCAAUGCGACAAUUGAUAACAAUCGCACGAAACUAGCGAACGAUGUUCCGUACGCCUGGAAUUUCUUUGCAUUCUUGAGUAAGAGACUGAGUGAGCAGGAGAAGAGCGAGAUCAGGUUAGCCUCCAUCAACGCGGACAAUGCUAUUCGGAUCAAGCAGAUACCCCUAGAUAAAGCAAGAGCACAACUAAAGCAACUCGAAGACCAACUCACGCGGCGAAAGGUUCAAGAAGAUAAACGAAUAGCGGCUGAGAAGGCCCAUAAGGCGAGUAUGGAACGACUUGCAAGAGAAAGAGCCAAAGAAGCUCAACGACAAGAGUGGGCGAGACAACAGGCUGAGCGGAACAAAGCUGCUCAAGAAGCGGCAGAGCGUUUCCGGCAAGAGCAAGCGAAACAAGCAAGGGAAUCUGCAGAGCGCGAGAGAAAGGAACGUGCGGCCUGGGAAGCAAGAUUAACUGUAACCACAGACUUUGGUGGAACAAAGUUGAAGGUCAUCACAUCUGUGCGCACUGUACCCGAUCAUUAUUCAAGUUUGCAGAGCAAUGUCCUGGCUGCAAUACUAUAG